GGAAGUUUCUACAUAAAUGUUUUGCUUGUAUGUGUAUUCGUUAUCAAGAAUGUUUCUGCGCGUUGCAGUGGAAUGAUAAAUUUCUUGUAUAAGUGUCUUAUUGAAAUAAAGGUUCGAAUUUUGUUCAUGAUUCUUUAAAAACAACGCCAUUUGUAUUUUACUGCAUUUUAUAUAUUUUAUUAUACAACAAUCAAUUGGGAAAGUAAUUGGAAUACAAUUAAAUUAAAAGUUAGUUGGAACGAAAGGGAAAUGUUCUGUCAUGGUGAAGAGCGAGUUCCGCUUAUAUCACGAGUGAAGAAACAAUGGAUUCCGACAAGAGUUCUGAUCUGCAUAAUGAUGUUCACGGCCUGUUGGACCAACUACAUGUGCCGUCUGCAAAUGCCAAUCCUCGCCGUGCCAAUGAUCAAAUCUCUACCGGGUAACAUAACCGAGGGUGUCUGCAGAGCCGAGCAGUCUCGAGUUCGCCGCGCGAUUUCUUGGUUGGAUCCGGGCGCCUAUCUGGAAGACUACAUCCUGUCAGAGAGGAUAGAAGCUACACAAAAUGCAGUGGAUGCAAUGGCACACAAUAUUCGUGUACGCAGGAAUAAUGACAAAGGAAAAAUUCGUCCAACAAAUAUACAACUAUUUAAUGGCCUACCUUUCGACUGGAGGCCUGAGAUUCGCGGUCAACUGAUUGCUGCAUACAGUUACGGAAAUGUUCCUGGUAACUUCAUCGGUGGCUUGAUGGCUGUCAAAUGGGGUGCUAAGCAGUCGAUCUUGUGGACAUCCAUAGUAGCCGCUAUAGUGUCGCUGAUCAGCCCGAUUCUUGCGCAGCUUCACUGGGGAGUUCUUCUAUUCUCAAGAAUAAUCAUCGGUGUUACUGGUGGAGUAACUUUUCCAGCCUGUCAUAGUUUGGUUGCACAAUGGGCACCACCGAACGAGAAGGCCCGUUUUGUUUGGUCUUUACUCGGCGGUACGUUCGGUACCAUCUUAACGUAUCCUAUGGUAGCUGGCAUUGCAGAAAAUAUACACUGGGAGAACGGAUGGUACAUUCCAUCGCUACUAAUGAUGAUUUGGAUAUUCUUCUGGGCUGUAGUUACGUACGAUACACCUGCAGAGCAUCCUGGUAUCUCAGAUGAAGAAAAGGAAUACAUUCAAAGUUCGCAAGCAGGUACAGUGAGGAAAGAAAAACCUUCACUGAAGGAAACUCCAGUCAAGGAAAUAUUUACCUCGAUACCUUUCCUCAGUUUAGUCUGCUGCCACUUCGGGAAUUUGUUUCUUUUAUUCUUCUACCAGAAUGCCAUGAUGCUUUACUUAACGAAAGCUCUAGGAUUCGAAUUGACGAAAGGAGGUGUAGCUGCUAGUCUGCCUUGGGCUUGCAGAAUGUUGUUCGGAUUUUUCUUUAGUUGGGCUGGUGAUACGCUCAAGCGGAAGGGAACAGUCUCUGUUACCAUGAUACGUAAAGGCGCCACAUUCUUCUCCCAUUUUUUGCCAGGCAUCUUCCUCAUUCUAGUCGGCUACGUUGGAUGUGACUUAAUUCUCGCGAACAUUUUUCUCGUGCUGGCAUUAGGUUUCAAUGGAGCAGCGAGUAUCUCUAAUUUGUCCAACAAUCAAGAUCUAUCGCCGAAUUUCGCUGGCUUUAUAUACGGUAUCAUGAACACAGUUGGUUGCGCUUCUGGCAUGAUUAUUUCUCCUAUGGUGGAGGAAAUAGCUGGAAAAUACGGAAAUCCUAUUGACAGAUGGCAAACGUUAUUCUGGAUUGGUUCGGGCGUGUGCAUAAUUUGUAUGAUUAUCUUUCUGUUGGGAGGAAGUGGAAAUAUCCAAAGCUGGAAUGAAAUUCGAACCCAACCGGAUGCAGAGCGCGGCAGAAACUAAUUAAAUUCUGACUUUUACAUUUUUAUUAAUAUUGAAUAUCUUAAUGUGAGCGCGAUCUGAUCAAAAACAAGUAUUAAGAUGUACUUUCAAUUUCACAUCUAUAAAAACUAGAAUUACAUUUUAUAUUAUUUGAGACGUUAACAACUAGAACAAAUUAUCGUGGGCCGAAGAAUAUUGUAAAUAUUUUAAGUUGGUCAACGAUAGCUAUAAUGCAAAAUUUUAUUAGAAUUUGAACUGACGAAUUUUAUAUACCAAAUGAAACUUAAUUUUUUAUAUGAUAUAAGAAUUGUUAUUAAAUGUUUCGUUAUUAAAUAAAUUU
Bombus impatiens (common eastern bumble bee) is the source of this 2173-nucleotide messenger RNA. Its product is annotated as sialin-like. NCBI's taxonomy places the organism in Eukaryota, Metazoa, Arthropoda, Insecta, Hymenoptera, Apidae. The transcript has 5 exons. Gene Ontology annotation, biological process: monoatomic anion transport; transmembrane transport. Gene Ontology annotation, molecular function: transmembrane transporter activity. Bases 250 to 1854 code for a protein of 534 amino acids. Gene Ontology annotation, cellular component: plasma membrane. The record is from RefSeq and is a predicted model, not a curated record.